UGUGACGUAUUUCCUGUGAGACGCCAGGAGAAGAUGGGUCAAAGCCAGAGUGGUGGUCAUGGGCCAGGAGGUGGGAAGAAGGAUGACAAGGAUAAGAAGAAGAAAUAUGAGCCACCCAUCCCUACCAGAGUUGGUAAAAAGAAGAAGAAGACAAAGGGACCAGAUGCCGCCAGCAAGUUGCCCUUAGUGACCCCCCACACACAAUGCAGGCUGAAGCUUCUGAAGCAGGAGAGGAUCAAAGACUACCUGCUGAUGGAGGAGGAGUUCAUCCGAAACCAGGAGCAAAUGAAGCCCCUGGAGGAGAAGCAGGAGGAGGAGAGGUCAAAGGUCGACGACCUGAGGGGCACCCCCAUGUCUGUGGGGACGCUGGAAGAGAUCAUCGAUGACAACCACGCCAUCGUCUCCACCUCUGUGGGGUCGGAGCACUACGUCAGCAUCCUGUCCUUUGUGGACAAGGACCUGCUGGAGCCCGGCUGCUCUGUUCUGCUCAACCACAAGGUGCACGCAGUCAUCGGGGUGCUCAUGGAUGACACGGACCCCCUGGUCACCGUGAUGAAGGUGGAGAAGGCCCCGCAGGAGACGUACGCUGACAUCGGGGGGCUGGACAACCAGAUCCAGGAGAUCAAGGAGUCUGUAGAGCUCCCCCUCACCCACCCAGAGUAUUAUGAGGAGAUGGGGAUCAAGCCCCCGAAAGGGGUCAUCCUUUACGGCCCACCUGGGACCGGGAAGACCCUGUUGGCCAAGGCAGUGGCAAACCAGACGUCGGCCACGUUCUUGCGGGUUGUCGGUUCGGAGCUGAUCCAGAAGUACCUGGGGGACGGUCCUAAGCUGGUGCGCGAGCUGUUCAGGGUGGCGGAGGAGCACGCACCCUCCAUCGUCUUCAUCGAUGAAAUCGACGCUAUCGGCACCAAGCGGUAUGAUUCCAACUCGGGCGGAGAGCGCGAGAUCCAGAGGACCAUGCUGGAGCUCCUCAAUCAGCUGGACGGCUUCGACUCACGGGGCGACGUCAAGGUCAUCAUGGCCACCAACAGGAUCGAGACGCUGGACCCCGCACUCAUCCGACCAGGAAGAAUCGACCGGAAGAUUGAGUUCCCUCUGCCAGAUGAGAAGACCAAGCGCAGGAUCUUCCAGAUCCACACCAGCCGGAUGACCGUGGCUGAGGACGUGACGCUGGACGACCUCAUCCUGGCCAAAGACGACCUCUCUGGGGCCGACAUUAAGGCAAUCUGCACAGAAGCUGGCCUAAUGGCUCUGAGAGAACGCAGGAUGAAAGUGACAAACGAGGACUUCAAGAAGUCCAAAGAGAAUGUCCUUUACAAGAAACAGGAAGGGACGCCAGAGGGGCUGUACCUCUAACCCCCGACCUCUGACCUCACCCACAGUCUGGUGUCCCUUCAUAUUCAAACCAGAGCACGCAUUACCAGUGGUUUCUCCCAGUAACAUUUUUGAUAUAUUAUGUGCAUGUUAUGUUUUGUUAAGGCCAGAUUUGGUUUUUGGUUACUUGUGCUACAUUAGUUGAUCUCACAAUAAAAACUUCAACUCCUGA
Molecule: messenger RNA, 1546 nt
Organism: Megalops cyprinoides (Indo-Pacific tarpon)
Lineage: Eukaryota; Metazoa; Chordata; Actinopteri; Elopiformes; Megalopidae
Product: 26S proteasome regulatory subunit 4
Exons: 11
Coding region: 34-1356 (440 amino acids)
Biological process (GO): proteasome-mediated ubiquitin-dependent protein catabolic process
Cellular component (GO): proteasome regulatory particle, base subcomplex
Molecular function (GO): ATP hydrolysis activity; ATP binding; proteasome-activating activity
Source: RefSeq, a predicted model, not a curated record